CAAAGUUUUCAUUUUUCAGUGAUAGUGUAAUGCAAGGAACAUCAUGGCAUUUUUUGACUCUGUGAUUUUGGCAUUACUCGUGUUUGUUCUGCUGUGGCUUUUGGGUAGAAAACACUCCAGACAGUUGCAUUUACCCCCAGGACCUACUGGCCUCCCCCUUUUAGGAAACCUGCUUCAACUGGACAGGAGGGCACCGUACAAAUCUGUGGUUAAGCUGAGUCAGAGUUAUGGCCCUGUUAUUAUGGUGAACACUGGACUGCAGCGCGUCGUCUUUCUAGUCGGAUAUGACGCGGUGAAGGAGGCUCUUGUAGAUCACGCAGAUGACUUCAACGGGAGAGGACCACUGCCUUUCUUAAUCAAAAUUACCAGGGGCUAUGGGCUGGUGAUCAGUAAUGGAGAACGUUGGAGGCAGCUGAGGCAGUUCACUCUAAGCACGCUGAGGGACUUUGGGAUGGGGCGCAAAGGAAUGGAGCAGUGGAUCCAAGAGGAGAGCUCACAUCUGGUGGAGCGAAUCAAAACAAUGAAUGGUGAACCUUUUGAUCCCACCUUCUUUCUGAGCUGCUCUGUGUCCAAUGUCAUCUGCUGCCUGGUUUUUGGUGAGCGCUUUUCCUAUGAUGACAAGCACUUCCUCCACCUCCUGCAGAAUAUUUCUCAAAUAAUUACAUCGAUGAGCAGUCCCUGGGCAGCGUUGUACAACAUAUUUCCUCGGUUGAUGGAGUGGUUACCUGGGAAACAUCAAAAAGCAUUUAAAAGUAUUGAAGAGCUCAGAGAGUUUGUAACUGAGAAGGUGAAAGACCAUGAGGACACUCUAGCCCCAAACUCUCCAAGGGACUACAUCGACUGUUUUCUUACAAGAGCUAUAAAGGAAAAGGGUACUUCCACUGAGUUCCACUAUGACAACUUGGUCUCCACUGUGCUGAAUAUGUAUGCUGCAGGAACAGAAAGCACUAGCUCCACUAUAAGAUUUGCUUUGACUCUAUUAAUCAAGUAUCCAGAAAUACAAGAGAGAAUGCAGAAGGAGAUUGACUGUGUGAUUGGACAAGAGCGUUUUCCUUUUAUGGAAGACAGAAAGUCCCUCCCCUUUGUAGAUGCUGUUCUCCAUGAAGUCCAACGCUUUAUUGACUUUGUACCUCUAGGAGCUCCACAUUAUGCUCUUCACAACAUCACCUUUAGGGGCUAUACGAUACCUAAGGGCACAAUGAUUUUCGCAGUUCUGCACUCUGUUCUUAAAGAGGAUAAACAAUGGGCAACUCCUUUUUUAUUCAACCCUCGACACUUUCUAGACCAAAACGACAACUUCAAGAAAAAUCCAGCCUUCCUUCCCUUUUCUGCUGGAAAAAGGGCUUGUGUUGGGGAGUCUCUUGCCCGUAUGGAGAUUUUUUUAUUCCUGGUGAGACUACUGCAGCGUUUUACAUUUAGUUGCCCUGGAGGACCGGACAGUAUUGUACUGACUCCAGAAUUCAGCAGCUUUGCAAAUGUGUAUCGUAGAUACAACAUUAUUGCAACACCAAGGUGUUAGUGGCUACAUGAUUUUGAAAAAAAUCCAGGAGCAUCAACAUUUAAGAGAAGAGUGAAAUAUGAACUGAUAAACUAAUACAAUCUUAUGCAUUUCUGGACAUGUUGUUAGAUGUCUAAAAUACAGGUACAACAGGAUAUUUUGAUCUUUGCAGAAAUGUUACUAUUUAAAUAAUUACAGCCUGCGACAUUUGAUAAUUGUGCUUACUCAGUUUACAAUUUUGACACAUUUUAAAUUAUAUAUACAUACAUACACAGAAGUACACAGCAAGGCCAAAAAUUCAAGUUAAUGCAUCUGAUAUAAAAAUGUAUUCAACAGAUAGCAUAUGUACUGUAGUUUAUGAAACUGUUUACCUUUUUUCUGUACCAUUUUUGGUUCUAAAGUUACAUACGUUUUAAACAGACCAUGUAUGCAACAUGGAACAAAAAUUAUUUCCCAAAUUUCAAAGACCUGCAAAUCAUGUAAAUAAACUGAUGUAUUUCAUUA
Boleophthalmus pectinirostris (great blue-spotted mudskipper) is the source of this 2002-nucleotide messenger RNA. Its product is annotated as cytochrome P450 2F3-like. Gene Ontology annotation, molecular function: heme binding; oxidoreductase activity, acting on paired donors, with incorporation or reduction of molecular oxygen, reduced flavin or flavoprotein as one donor, and incorporation of one atom of oxygen; iron ion binding. The coding region runs from base 44 to 1519 and encodes 491 amino acids. Gene Ontology annotation, cellular component: cytoplasm; intracellular membrane-bounded organelle. NCBI's taxonomy places the organism in Eukaryota, Metazoa, Chordata, Actinopteri, Gobiiformes, Gobiidae. The record is from RefSeq and is a predicted model, not a curated record. The transcript is spliced from 9 exons. Gene Ontology annotation, biological process: xenobiotic metabolic process.